AUGGGAUGUAGGAAGGGACUAAAGGUUGACGAUGAUGGGAUGCAAGCGAUGCUUUGGUGCCAAAAGAGAGAGAUCCAUAGUAGGAACAAGAAGGCCAUGGAGUUUAUAGCUAAAGAGUAUGGUGCUUUGCAGGAAGUAAACAGAGUCAUUGAUUAUGCUGAGUUCCAUGAUAAACGUCUUAUUCCUCUCCUCAAGACAACAAAGGGAAAUUUUGAGUUGGCUCUAGAGGCAGAAAACUCAAACACCCAUGCCAGAUAUUGGUUGUCCAAAUUGCAUAUGAAAUAUCAUGUUCCUGGAGCAUGUAAAGCAAUGGGUGCUGCAUUGUUAGUAGAAGCUGCAAACAUGGGUGAUAAAAAUGCUCAAUAUGAACUGGGUUGUCGGUUGAGAGUUGAGGUUAGGUUUCUUCAUUUAUGUUUUGUCUAGUGCAACUUAAGCAAUUUAUUCAUUUUAGGCUUGUUGUUCAUAAACUUUAACCCAAGGAUCCUGCACUAGCAAUUAAAAUCAUUGAAGAGAAACCAUUCGUUUGAGCAGCUUUUAUUUACACUUUAAUCGUACACAUGUUUAAUUUAUUAAGUCUGUUUGACAGUAGUUAUUGUAAAAUAAGUUGCACCAAA
Humulus lupulus (European hop) is the source of this 614-nucleotide messenger RNA. RefSeq lists its product as uncharacterized. Gene Ontology annotation, molecular function: protein binding. Lineage: Eukaryota; Viridiplantae; Streptophyta; Magnoliopsida; Rosales; Cannabaceae. The record is from RefSeq and is a predicted model, not a curated record. The transcript has 4 exons. Bases 1 to 423 code for a protein of 140 amino acids.